Lytechinus variegatus (green sea urchin) is the source of this 3253-nucleotide messenger RNA. It is a transcript of the gene rnf11, whose product is annotated as RING finger protein 11-like. Bases 284 to 706 code for a protein of 140 amino acids. NCBI's taxonomy places the organism in Eukaryota, Metazoa, Echinodermata, Echinoidea, Temnopleuroida, Toxopneustidae. The record is from RefSeq and is a predicted model, not a curated record. The transcript has 3 exons.
UGUUAUUGUCUGAGCUGCCAUAUUGCUGUGUAUUUUGUAUGCAACUUCCCAAAGUAAUUUGCCGUGCACGAAUUUAUAACGAAGAGUUCUCCGACCCAGCGUCAAGUAAACACUUUAGCACCAUGAAUAGGUUAAUAUGUCCACUAUAACCAAGCUGACAACAAACCGACUUCAUUUCUUGGGAGUCUGUUUUGAGUAUGCUGUCGUUGUUUGGCAUUUGCAGCUGAAAAUUACCGUCGUAGCAGAGGCAAACUGACGACGUUUGGCCUUCACUCGACUCAAGAUGGGGAACUGUCUGCAGGGACAAACAGCUGAUGACAUUUCGUUACUCCACGACGAUGCCGAGGUCCAUGAGCGAUUGGGACCCCCACCCCCAUAUCAGGAGGAAGCUCCCGUUUACCAUGUGACACCAAAUCAGAGAAGAUCAGCGAGUCAGCUGACUGAAGAAGAACAAGUUAGAAUUGCCAAAAGAAUUGGCCUUAUACAGCACUUGCCCAUAGGGCAGUAUGAUGGUAGCAAAAAGGCUAGAGAGUGUGUGAUAUGUAUGCUUGAUUUCCAAUUAAACGAUCCCAUCCGUCUACUGCCGUGCAUGCACAUCUACCACACGAAAUGUAUAGACGACUGGUUGAUGCGCUCUUUCACGUGUCCGUCUUGCAUGGAACCCGUAGAGGCCGCUCUUUUAUCCACCUACGACGACGGACAUUAGGAGGUUACAAGAGACUCCAUGAGAUAUAUAUUUUUUUCUAGUUAUCUGAGAUGUACGAGAGGAAGCGGUAUAUAAUGUGUGCAAGUGAGAGAGGUUUCUACGACGUAAACAUCGAAAAAGUAUUUUCACGUUACAUUUGCUAUGGCUCGCCAAGCAAAUAAUAAAGGGGAAGUUGUGUUCAAGUUGGAAAGUCCCUGCUUGAAAGUUGUUUGAUUUGCAUUCAUGCACUGGAUUUUGUUUAAGACAGUCGCAGUCAGGGGAGGCUUUACUCAAGUCCUACACAUAUUUUUCUGAUUUUUCCUCAUAUUUUAGAGUAUCUACACAAGGAAACAAGAUGGGAAUAAACUCUCAUUUGUGGGAUUAUACUUUAUCACCAAGGUGAUAAACAGUUGUGGCAAAAUGCCUGAAAUUCAAAGCGUUAUGUCAUCUGCAGCUUUACAAAGAACGACAAGAACAUUGGUAAUAACUUAUCUUCUUGAUAAAAGUCAUCGUGGUGAUUUGGUAAACGUGAUCCAAGGUUACUUUCAUACAGAAAGAAGAUGAUUGUCAAGCGUGAUGAAAGUCCUAAUAGAUAUGUUUUAGGACUUUUUUUAAAAUUCCCUUGUCAUUUUCUGUACAUGUACAUGAAUGGCUGUAGGACAGAUUUCCAGGCAUGAACUACAUUAUAGAAAUAGAAUUGCAUUCCAAUUUUCAUAUAACCAUUAAUAGUCCAUUUACUACUGAAGUGUACUGAUGUAUAAAGCUAUAUAUACAAGGAAGCGACCCAGUGAAUUUUAGGGGGGGAUAUGACCUAAAAGUAAGUAACUACCAAUACUACAUGUGUAGGUGUUUCUUUUUUCUUUUCUUUUUUUCUUCUUUUUUCUUCUUUUUUUCCAAGUAUUAGCAGUGUACAUGUACACAUGGUCAAAUCAUCUUUUUUCUACUCUUCUUUACCUUUUUUUUCUCCUGGAUUUUUUUAAAAUCACUUCAGAUCGAGGGGGUGGGGUACCCCUUUUCCCCUGUACAGCAACCCCCCCCCCCUGUACACAUACAUGUACAUGGAGGCUAUGUUUAAUUGAAGUUAAAAAUUAACAUGCUUUCACUGUACAAUACAUCAUUCUUCAUAUUCUGACAUUUAUACAUUAUUUUUGUUUUUUGAUAUCACUUUUAAACCUCCACAUAUCAAACAUGUAGAGUAUUUGCAUGUUUAUUUGAUGAAAAAUUGUUUCAAAAUGUUAAUUUUGUAUUAAGCAGUGAACUACUCUCGAACUGAAACAUGCAACUCCCUUCAAGAUAUCAACAUUUCAACUUGAGUAGUUACAUGUGGCAUGAGUGAUUAUACUGUACAAUGUAGUUUUUAACAGAAUGGGGCAAAACUUGUAAGCCGUUUUGGUUUCUAAUAUGGUCUAUUUUCAUGUUUCUUUGUCAUUUAUAUUGCCAAACUUCUUGAUUAUUUAUGAUUUACGAGGCACUUCCUUGUUCUACUGUAUCAUAGUGGUAGUGUUAUGUGAAACUAAUAAACUUGACGAAUGGAAACCAGAUCUGGGCGCAUGUACAUGUCCUUGAAGGAAUGCAUUAAUGAAUCAUCACUUAACCACUUAUAAACAAAAAUAUUAUCGCUUCUUUUCUCUAUGAAAAAAAAACUACUCAUUUUGCCUGUUCUCAUUUCUUGAAGACAUUGAUAUUGUUUAGACCAUGUUGUUUUGGAACGAAUUUAUAGAAGAAAAUGGUAUGAAGUACAUUUAACUUACAGUUCAUGUUGGCAGUUCACCACCUGCAUCUUGUGUAGGUCAGUAAAUGAGCUGAAUAUUAUCAUACGAGAUCUACACACAUGCGCAUCCUAUGUCAUUCAUGUACAUAUAUGUAUCUCUAAGACAAGAAAAUCCCUGUCUGUGUCACUAUGCACAAAGGAUCAUCAGCACUUGAUGAAAGUCCCUGGAUCUUGAGAAGUGUGCCCACUUAUGAGUGCUGACUUAAGAAAGAAAAUAAUAAAAAUCGAAGACUUUGUCGUCCAGGGUAGGUUAACAAAAACAUAAACUUCAAUUGUCAGCCUGCUCGAAAUAUUGAUUUCAGGCAUAAAUUACACUUCCUCCAAGAUCAAAUGUUAAAACUAGCAUACACUGUACCAUGUGUGUGUGUGAUUGCGUUUUUACAGACGUGUAUCAGUUAUAUUUUAAUAUUAUCCAAAAGAUGUGAUCGGGGCUCAGACCUCGAACCUUUGAAUCAAUUCUUGACUUCCCCCAUAAUGUAUACCUUGUAUUACAGUUUCAUGCCAAUAUGCCCUGGCGAAAACAUUCAUGUAUAUACAAUGUGUACAACAAUUCAAAACAAAUAAAGUUAGACAACAAGUCAAAACAAUAAGUUAACAAGUUAUAAAAACAUACUCUUGGGUAAUUCAAGUCUAAACAUCCUGUUCACAACAUCAUGAUGUUCGUGUUUCUCAUUCAGUGUGAUACCGUGAACUUGAAUUAACUUAAUAUUGUGUUUUAAUAGGCUGCCCUGGAAUCUUCUAGUUUAUUGACUUCCUGCUUGCAGCAGUAGAUGGGGUAUUGCAUACAAAUAUACCAG